This is a messenger RNA of Salvia splendens (bonfire salvia), 1537 nucleotides long. Its product is annotated as ankyrin repeat domain-containing protein EMB506, chloroplastic-like. The record is from RefSeq and is a predicted model, not a curated record. Lineage: Eukaryota; Viridiplantae; Streptophyta; Magnoliopsida; Lamiales; Lamiaceae. The transcript has 4 exons. Gene Ontology annotation, molecular function: protein binding. Bases 154 to 1110 code for a protein of 318 amino acids.
UUAUAUAAUAAUUCUAAAAUUUAGUGUUAUUAAUAAUAAAUCACUAUAUAUUCAUUCAAUUAAUAAAAAUGUAUUGUUGUUAUACAUAAUAAUCACAUCCCCUCUCCACCAGGCUCUCUCUCCUUACACACACACACCCACACCUACACUGCCAUGUCGUCCUCAGCAAUUUGGACAUCAACAGUUCAGCAAAAUCCCCAAAACCUUCCUCUACUAUUCCCUCUCCUUCCAGUCUCUCCCCUUUCUCAAUCUCGCACCAUCCAAUUUCACAGACCAACCCACAAUCACGCGCUCAAGCAUCUCCACUCCUCUUUCCAACCUCUCUACGACGACGAACCUGCCAUCGGUGACUGCCUCGUCUACGAAGAGGGCAUUUUCCACGACACGAUUAUCGAAACCACCACCAAUUCUAGGCGCUCCGCCACUACAUCGACUGCCAAUAAAGACGCGGAUGUCGCCGCGGAAAACCUAAUUCCGGACGAGUGGCUGGACGUCCAGAAGGAAUUGAACAUCACAAAGAAGGGGCGGCGGAAGAUGGCGCAGGAAUUGGAGUACGGCACGCGGGUGAUGAAGCGGAGGCAGGCUCUUAUGCCUCUGGAUUCGGAGGGGCAGGAUAAAAUUGAGCAAGCGAGGCUGGAUAAAUUUGAGAAAAUUAAGCAGGAGAAGAUAAAGCAGCUGAGCCCCGUGCUGCUUGAUAAUCCCAAGAAGGAGUAUUUUAGGGAGAUUGGUUUGACUGCAAUUCACAAAGCAAUACUUGCCAAGAAGCAGGCUAUAUUUAACUUCCUUUUAAGGGAAUCAGCAAAUCCAUUUGUUCGUGACAAUGAGGGAGCUACCUUAUUGCACUAUGCUGUCUUCGCAGCUUCUAGUCAGAUGAUAAAGAUCUUGUUAUUGUACAAUGUUGACAUAAAUCUUCAAGAUAAUGAUGGAUGGACACCAUUGCAUUUAGCAGUGCAAUCCUGUAGGACAGAUAUACUGAGGCUUUUGCUGCUCAAGGGCGCUGAUAAAUCUCUAAAGAACAAGGAUGGAUUAACUGCUCUAGAUCUGUGCCUCUACUCUGGUAGAGAUGCAAGAACUUACGAACUCAUCAAGCUCCUCAAACGCAUUUACUAGUCUCCAGCCGGUCAACAAAUCAUCCAUCCGACUACUUUUCCUGCAACCAUGGCUCGGAUGGCUGGCUGGUGGUAUUUGUCUAAUCAUGACCGUCCCCAGAACUUUCGAGCUUAUAAUUUAGCUGCAUCAUUUAAACGGGACAGCUGCUUAAAGUCGGAGCAAGGCCCGCACAGGCAUCUUUCCUCGCCAUGCUAUGAUGCAGCUGGUACACAGCUCAUGAAGGAAAAUGCUGUACUCAACCAUCUCAUUGCCACAAAUUUGAGAAUGAUAUGGCUGGAUUUAGAGUUCUUUAUCAUCUCUUGUACUAAUUUUAUGUUCAGAAAACGAAUUGAUAAGAAAAACUUUCUUGCAUAAAGUUAAAUUAAAUCAUGUAAUAUUAAACUAGAUUUGUAUCCUUUACGAGAUAUGUUAAGCAACUGUUAUAUUC